AAUAUCGAUAGCGAACUAUUUCGAUAGCACACAGCUGCAACACGUGCAACUGUUUUGUUUUCAUUGCUAUCAUUUUUAACAAUUUAACAGACAGACAAUGAAAAUUCGUAAGAAUCAUGUGCGUAAGCGUUACCGCUACAAUGUCAAUCGGAAAACGAUGAAUAAAACACGAAAAUCCACUGGCAAAAUUAAGGAUCCAGAGAUGAAAAAAUUGUGGCUGGAAGGAAAGCGCGUGGGCACCAAUUUCAGUGAAAUGGGCUUGGCCAGUGAUCCAAACAAGUCGGUGGGCGUACCAAAUUAUAAACGCGAAAGGCUUGAGGCUGUAAAAAUUGUAAAUGGCUUAGCCGAGGAGGCGCUCGACGAGGACGAGCUGGCAGCUCUGGGUUCUAAAAGCGACAAAACAGAGACGCAAAAACCAAAACGGGGGCACGUCGUCCAAGAGCUUGAGCAGAUGGCAAUCGAUCGAAGAUCUGAUCCCGAGUUCAGAUUACCGAAGGGCGUGGUAAAGGAACUCUCAUAUUUCAUUAAUAAGCACAAAUUCAACUAUAAAGCCAUGGUGGCAGAUCGUCGUAAUCAUGGCCAAUGGACCUGGAGGCAAUUCCGUCUGAAAAUACGUAGAUUUAUGUCUAUACCAGAACAGUUUAAUGAAUACCUGGAGCAGAAAAAACUUCCCAUAGAUGUUAAACCAGAUUGGCCAGAAUACGAGUCGGACAGUGAAUGGAAAUAACUGCUAAUGUAUAGAAUAUAGAAGAUAUAAUAUAUAAUAUAUAGAAAAGAAAA
Molecule: messenger RNA, 780 nt
Organism: Drosophila hydei
Lineage: Eukaryota; Metazoa; Arthropoda; Insecta; Diptera; Drosophilidae
Product: nucleolar protein 16
Exons: 3
Coding region: 98-727 (209 amino acids)
Biological process (GO): ribosomal large subunit biogenesis
Cellular component (GO): nucleolus
Source: RefSeq, a predicted model, not a curated record